UGGUCUGGCAUUCAUGGCAGUGGAGGUUUGUGGCUGUAAUCUUUUGUUGCAUCAUUGAUGGGUUUAUAUGAAUAAAAACACAGACCAUAAUAUCACUACAAGUGAACAGAGUAUUUGCCAAGCCCGGGCUUCAGUCAUGGUCUAUGACGAUACCAGUAAGAAAUGGGUGCCAAUCAAACCUGGACAGCAGGGAUUCAGCAGAAUCAACAUAUACCACAACAUUGCCACUAACACCUUUAGAGUAGUUGGAGUUAAACUGCAAGAUCAACAAGUAGUGAUUAAUUAUUCAAUUGUGAAAGGACUGAAGUACAAUCAAGCAACACCUACCUUUCAUCAGUGGCGCGAUGCCCGGCAGGUCUAUGGCUUGAAUUUUGCAAGCAAAGAAGAGGCUACCACGUUCUCCAAUGCCAUGCUGUUUGCUCUGAAUAUCAUGAAUUCACAGGAUGGAGGUCCAGCUGCCCAGCGCCAGGUUCAGAAUGGUCCCUCACCAGAUGAGAUGGAAGCACAGAGAAGACAAGUGAUGGAGCAGCAGCAACAGCGCCAGGAAUCUCUGGAAAGAAGAACCUCUACCACAGUUUCCACCCUUCAGAUAAGCGUGUGCUCUCCCCCCUCUCACCGCCAGUCUCUUCCUCCUGACUACAGUAACUGCAGUGUUCCCACCUCGGCUGGUGCUGCCCCGCCACCACCACCCUAUGCCAAAGUUGUGUCUUUAGCAUCUGCUGCCCCUCAACCCACUAGUAAAGCCUCUUUCAGAUCCUCCAGGAGAGCCAAAGAGCCCCCACAGCUAUUCCACAGACAUUCAGCCUCUGAGCUGUCACCCUCCCCAGGUUCCUCCCCUCCGGCCUGGCUGAACCACGGGACUGUAACACGAAACAUCAAGCAAAUCUCACUGUCUCCACCCCCACCCCCACCUUCCCACUUUCCCUUCAUCUCUCACCAGCCUCUCAGGCGCUCUUCUCUUCCAUACUCUCCUCAGUCUUCUGCUUCUCCCCUCCCACAUGCACCACCUGCCCAGAAGGCCUUUGUCCUGCAGCCGCAUAUUCCAGUCGUCCUGCCCGUGAUUCCUGUCGCACACGACAGGCUCAGAGGGUCCACAGGUAAAACAGGCCAGGAAACCUCAGCAAACGUACCUCUGAAUGGCCGUCCUGAAGCAGCACUAACAGGACAAAUUCCUUUAGGCUCCUGUAGGACCCAGGUGCAAAGUAUGGAUGGAUCCUUCUUCUCACACCCAGAAGCUGUGCCCACCUCCCAGCUGCCCCUGACAGCCAGCCCUCCUGGCUGCUUUAGCCAGGCUUCCUCUCAGUGCUCCCACCCGCCCUCUCCUCCUCCACAGCAAUUGCAUCAGCCCAUGUCACCCUCUCUUCCAUUACCUCCCUCGUACGCUGCUCUAUCGGAGGUGCCCGUGUCCAAGAGGACCCCUCCUUACAUGACUUCAUCAACCAUUUCCCACUUGAGCCCAGCACUUCCACCAGGUCACCCCAGUGCUGCUGCAGUGAUCCCUGCAUCGUCUGGGGGGCCCCCGGGUGCCAAACUAAGGAGAGUUCAACGGCCAGAAGACGGUUCAGGAGGGUCCAGUCCCAGUGGAGUCUCCAAGAGCGAUGCCAAUCGAACAAGUAGUGGAGGAGGUGGAGGGGGAUUAAUGGAAGAAAUGAAUAAAUUACUGGCAAAAAGGAGGAAAGCAGCAUCGCAGUCAGACAAGCCAGCUGACAAAAAGGAAGAGGAAAGCCAAAAUGAUGAUGCUAGCACCUCUCCUUCACCCAUUACACGAGGCGCCACCCAGCAACAGCAGAAUUCUUCAGACUCUGGAAAGAAGCCAUGGGAAAGGAGCAAUUCUGUUGAAAAGCCUGUAUCUUCGUUACUUUCGAGGAUGAAGCCAGUGAGCAGCAGCAAUGAUGUGGCUAUGGAUGCCUUAGAUUUUGAUCGAAUGAAACAGGAAAUAUUGGAGGAAGUUGUAAGAGAGUUACACAAAGUGAAAGAGGAGAUAAUUGAUGCCAUACGGCAGGAGUUGAGUAGAAUCAGUACAACAUAAUGAUUGCAAAGCGUUUGGACGGUACUAAGAAUGCUAGGAAGAUCGGAUCAUUUCUAAGUGUACCAAGGUCAUGCAAGAUGGUGAGAGAGGACACCGGCACUGUCUUUGUUCUUAUACCCUUUUUAUUAGCAGACUCAGCACACUUUGAAGCUUGCUGCUGCCUUGGAUUUGCUUCAUUUUAAAAGUCUUAACCUAAAGAAUAUUAAAUUUUAAAUUUCUGGAUUUUUUAGAUUUCAUCUGACACUGCACAUUGGAUUUGUCAGCCUUUUUUGUAUUUUGUAUUUGCUUAUUUAAAUGUAUUACCUUUCUUUUUAGUAGUAGAUAAGAACACACGUGAACCAUUUGCUUUUAAUAGAUUACUUCAAAGUAAUUUUAUUAGUAGUCUGCAAUGUAAAUGAAGAUCCUUUGCCAACAGAAAUGUAUUGUGGCAUCACCAGAAGAAACAGAGACACGUUAGUUGUCAGCCAACAAGUUCUUUGUCUCAGAGUUAUCACAAUAUUAAAAAAAAUGGUACGUCGGUGCAUCACAGUAUCUGUGUUCAUAUUGGUAAUAAACUGUUUAUUGUCCACAUGG
Struthio camelus australis is the source of this 2602-nucleotide messenger RNA. The record is from RefSeq and is a predicted model, not a curated record. Lineage: Eukaryota; Metazoa; Chordata; Aves; Struthioniformes; Struthionidae.